This is a messenger RNA of Trypanosoma rangeli, 9252 nucleotides long. RefSeq lists its product as uncharacterized. Bases 1 to 9252 code for a protein of 3083 amino acids. The transcript has a single exon. Lineage: Eukaryota; Euglenozoa; Kinetoplastea; Trypanosomatida; Trypanosomatidae. The record is from RefSeq and is a predicted model, not a curated record.
AUGAAUCACGCACCGUGCCCAGUGGAGGAGGAGUGGGAGAAGGAUGAGCUGUCACCCCUCCUCACGAGGGACCAUGGGGCAUGGGGCGGAAACAAACUUCUGCUUCCGCAUGUGGCGGUACGCUGUCGCCCACUGACGGCGGAGGAGUACCGCGUAUGCGCAGUGAGGGGGUGCCAGCCCCAGCCCUCCCCACCGGUGUCCGGCAGCAACGCACCGCCGCGGGUGACCUAUCCAGUGUCCUUUCAAGUCACACUGCCCAGUGAUGCCGGUGGGCACGUGAAUGGGACUGGCAUCACACUAGCACGAUAUAUGCCAGAUGGCACAUUACGCAUGCUGAAGUUUCCACGUGUCUUUGAUGCCGUCUUUUUGCCGCAAUCCGUGGAGUGUUUUGCACGGUUGCGUCAUGAAUGGGAACGCCCCAACGCGGCGGGUGCUGCAGUGCCUGAGCAGAGGAUGCCGUGCUACGAUACGUUGCUUGACAUGAGUACCGUGCCCGGGGACGAGGCCGCCUUUGCGGCACAGAUGAUUAAAAAUGUCGUGACCCAAGUCACAGGUGGGGCACCGGCAUGGGUUGACAGAAAUAAAGGUGAGGCUGGCGAUGGCGAUGAUGACAAGGCGGAGGAGGCGGCACUUAAGCGCGAGGUGGAGCAGCUUGCCUAUCUUAACAGCCUUUGCUCCUACCAUCCUGCGAUGGAAGGCAAAAGCGCCUUUGCAGGGGACUCCGUGCGGCCGCACAGGAGGCGGAAUUUCAUGCUGGAGCAGGAGGAUGUUGCGGACCAGCCGAUUGUGCCGCUGCUUACAGGCGGACGCCAUGUGACGGUGGUUGCCUUCGGCCCGCCCCAGAGCGGAAAGUCCUACACGCUAUUCGGCUCCCCGCAGUCGGCAGAUACUGCCAGCGACCGCGAGUGGGGCUGCACAGAGCUGCCGUCUUUCGCCUCUACACACACACACGGGUUGAUCUCACAUGUCCUGCGAGAACUGCUUGACUUCACCCAAAGGCGUCAAAAACAACGGAGAAAAACUGCGACGGUCGAUGCCUGGAGAAAAAAACAUGCGAGGCAAAUAAAGGACGACCAUCGAGUACAGGCGGCCUUCGUGGCGUUUCAGGACGACCCGCUCACUGGGCUCUCCCCAUCCGAUCAUGUCCCAUCAGUGUUUAUGUACGACUUGUGGAACCCCAGCUCGUUUGCUGCGCUUCGGCGCACGGUACGUCUCUUCGGCUCGACGGCAAAUCUAGGCGUCGCUGGGCAUGAAGACGGCGUCAAGGAGAAAAAUGUACGUGGUACAGCUAAUCAUAGUGGCCAUCCAGACGUUACGAAGUGCUUCCCUGCAGAUGAAGAGGGCGGGGCCUUUUCCUCGCUUCUUGUGGAGGGCGCUGUGUGGAUGGACGUGCAUGCGGAGGACACGAUGGUUGCCUAUCAGCAGCACGGUUUGGAGCACCUCACCUUACUACGUGAGAAACUCCAUGUGUUGGGGGUGCACGCUCCCCUGCACGUUGCGCUGCUACUGCGGGCUCAACUGAUCGGGCGGGAGGAGUGCAACAUAAUAUUGGACGAGAUCAUGGCAGGGAAUGAUGGGCCGCCGCCAGUGUACCAUGCCGAAGGUGUUUUUAUUGAACUUCAAUGGACGCCCGCCGUUGCGAGCGGAAGUGCGUUUCGUUCUGCUCUACAGGUACCAGAAGCCGCAGCAGCAUCUGCCUUUGACGCCGACCCACCGAACACAUUAUCGCUGUUUUUGAAGAAUGUGCGGCGAGGGCAUGCAAAACUAUUUCUGAUCCCAACUAUUCGGCCGUCUCUACUACAUGCCACUGACACAAUGAACGCAUUAAAAACGGCAGUGGCGUGUAAGUUGUUGUGUCGUCACCGGCAGCGGUUGUUCGUUCCUUGCACGCUCGAUCCUGUAGAGGCGACGCGGGGGGAGUUAGCCAAUGUAGAGACAGCAUUAUGCAAUGCGAAGACGCAUUUCAGCACCACAGCAGACGCGGAUCAACAACGAUUGCAUAUUCUCUCCUCAUUUGUUCAGCAACUCACGGUGACAGUGGCGGAGCGUCAUUCAUUGGAGCGGCAACUUGUUCUGUCAUGGCAACAUGCAGACCGCACUUCACGGGAGGCACUGGUGCGAGCAUGGGCAACGCCAAGUAAGAAACAGUGGCAUCUCUUUGCUCUAUGCGACACAAGGCGAAAGGAAUGUAGUGCUACUCUCUAUGCGGAGGAGGACGUGGGUGCGGGGCUGCGACGGCACCCGGUGUAUUUUCUUCUACUGCUUCCUCCCCCCUCCACGACUACGUGGUGUGGCCAACGCUUCACACCGCUUGCAGCAAAGCAUGGAGCCAUGUUGGAAUAUCUGCGUGAUUCAGGCCCGGCAAAGACGCUGUUUCCGCUCUUUUUUGACUUGCGCAAGAAUGAUCUGGGCGAUAGGAGCCCCGUUGAACUGUCACUUCGUAUGCGUUUUGCACCAGACACGUUAGUGUCCCCAGUAAUGCAGGAAGGGGUGGUGCAGUUGCCCUUUCCGAGUGAUGUCAUCCGCAGCGGCGAGGAGGCAGUGCGUGGGGCCGCGGUGGAGGUUUGUGUUCGGGCUGUAGGGAGUCAAUUUUUUAUUGCGGCUUAUCUUUGGCAAAGUGGUCAACUCCGGACGGAUGCUGUGCCCGCCGUCUACGUUAAUGGAGGUCCGGUUCUGUGGAGGUCACCGAAAAAGGCGAGGCCGUUUGCCACUGCUCAGCCUUCAACGCCACUUUGGGUGCCACUCACACUUGGAGCACGACUUGUCGUUGGCCCGUACGUUUUUAUUCUUUCGGUACGCGACGACACAAUGUCGUUUAAGGCGCCGUCGUCCGCAGUGGUGGUAGUCGCUGAGGCGGAGCAGCUUUUUCGUGCCAUGGUUGCGCUGCGGGAGUCUCGUUGUCGCUGUGAGGCACUUGAGUGGCACCAACAGCAGCUGGGAACGCUGUCUGGCGCACCUCCGUUGGACGAGAGAAGGGAACUGCUACAACGCCGCUGGAAGGCUGUCGAGCGCGGCGUUGUAGCGGCAUACCACCAGACCCUACAGAAGUGUGGGGUGGUGUGGCGACAUCUUAUGUGGGGGCAAACCAAAGACAAGAAGGGUGGCACGCAAAAUAAGUUGGUGCCGUCGCAUGAAGUGCUCUUCCUGUCGCAGUGGAUGUCCGCUGCACUACCUAAUAACACGUGCAACGCUCGUUUGGGGACGCUUAACCAGCAGCUAAAACUUCUACUGGCAUACGUCUCGCGGCAUGGGGCACCGAACAACGCGGGGACAAAGCGUGUACUUGCCACUGCGCCAUUCUUGAGUAGUGGGGCUUAUAGUGGGACUUCUCCUCUGGAGCGGCGGCAGGAGCAGGAGGGCGGCGAUGGUGAUGGGGCGUCGCUCAUGGCGGCACUGUAUGUGCGCUCCUGGGAAGAGAUUGCGGCGGGGCUGGCGGUAUCCACGCACGUCCCGCAACAUGCGACGAACAACGUCGUCGACCCUUUGUGGCUGCAAAUGCCAAGGCCGGUGGAUGCGGGGCUUGGUGGUGGCGGCUGCUUGUCGGCUGGCAAAGUUUUUCGGUCCCUGAAGCAUCAACCCUCCGUGGAGGAGCUCCGCCUUGAGAAUGACUCACUUGACGAGUACUUGGAGCAGCAGCUGAACGCGAAGCCGCAGGUUUGUAUGGGAGCACGAGCAACACAACGUGAAGGGACUCGACAAAAGGUGGAACUAUCCACACAGAGUGGUGCUGCACGUUUUGUUUACCCAAAUGAUGCUGAAACGCUUCAGCGUUUGUUCGGGUGUCGUGGGCGUUAUGCACGGCUGUUGCGACCAUCGGCGUCCAUGCCGUCUCUCGUGGCGGCCCUUCUUGGCUGGCCGGACGACGGUGGCGUCGGGGGAAGCCAGUCUAAGAAGAGGAAAAAGAAUGAUACGCCUGCAGAGGGCACUGCAGCUUUAAAUGCAGUACCAUCGCCGUGGCACCCGACGUUGUCAUCGUAUCUUCUGCCGCAGCCGGAGAACUUAACCGAGGCACGGGUCCUGCAACGUUUUAUCGUCCCGCACAUAGACGCGGACGCUGCAAGGAUGUCUGCCGGGGGUGUUUCACUGUGUCACCAGCGACAACUACUGCUGGAGCUUUUGAACUUUUUGGCAGAAUUGGAGAAGGCACGGUUGUGGAAAUCGGACGGCCCCACCGUGCCAUCGCACAGACUAGAGUAUAAGCAUCUUAUGCGUGGUGAAGGUCCGUCCUUCCGUAUGACGAUGCACCAAAGACAGUUGGCAGUGACUGUGAAACAAGAGAACUCUGACGCCGCCUUCAACGCGGCUUUUAAGCAAAAAUGGUGGGGCGAAGAUGCCGCCGCGCCGUGUCAAAUGAUUCAUAAUUUGUGCAGUGUGGCCCACGUGCACAGACUCAAGCACCUGAACACGGGCCUGUUUUUUGGCAAGAAAACGACAAUAUUUGUUCCCACCACAGUCGUGAUUCAUGGACACUUUUUGUACUACUACACCUUUGCAGGGCGUGAGCCGCAUCCGGAGACCAAGGCGAAGGGUGGGUGUUACCUGCUGGGGGCAACCAUCGUAGGGGUUUCAAGGUCGCUGCUGGAGAAGCGACGGGAGACGGGGCAGUCCGAUGCGAAGGAACUGCUGAUGGCAGCGUCCGCGGGAAAAGGAGUGUCAGGGAAUACCGGGAACUUUUCUUCUUGUAGUAGGGCGGUGGCGGGGGUUGAUGGCACAAGCAGUGGAAGUGAGCUGCUGUACUUCAUUGAGAUUGUCCCUUCUGUUGGGCGCGGCGUGGGAAAGAAUCACCUCUUCGACACGCGUGAGAACCACUUAAUACUCGGCUUUGGCAAUAAAGGGCAGUGGAAGCAGUGGAAAACGUGGUUGAACACGGCAUCGAUGCCUGUUCUUUCGCCUCGCCUAAAGCGUUAUUUUGGUUCUGAGCGUAUUGAGGAUGCCGCGAUUCAAAUGUACAACGACCUGCAACGCUCCCGCCUGCACCAAAAAGGGUGGAAUAUAUGGCCGUGGCGAGGUGGCGGCUACCACGCCAAAGAUGGGCCUAUACCGUUAACGCUGAUUGAACUGAAACGCGUCCUUCUUGUCACGGCAAACAUGGCGCUGCACCACACCUACACCCAAGUAACCGAUGCCGCAUUAUCAUCCCUAUCAGCAUCAUUGCCGGUAGCAGUUGCGGAAACUGUCGUUGAGGCAGAUCUGUUAGACGUGGCUAGCGUCAAUGGCAAGGAUAACACGUCGCCAAGACGCAGAAGGGAGAGAUCACCUUUUGAGGCUGCCCAAGGGUUUCCGGCCUCUUUUCUACAUCAGUGGUCUGUGCACGAACUCGCGGAGCAUGACUUGGGGCUGCAGCGUGCGGUGAUGUGCCUUUUUGAGGCUGACAGCCGCGCGUGUCAGCUGCUCCAGUCAUACUCGUUCCCUUCGUCGACAGGGGCUGCUGCGUCUGGUGGCGGUGGUGGUGGUGGUGACCAGUGUCACGCCUUACCCCACAGCCUUCUCCUUGGGGCUCUGGCGCUGCCGACGGUGGUGCUGCCGUUGUCUGACGUUCCCUUUGCGACGCAGUUGCGGACGGCAUUUGUGACCCACGUGCACUGGAGCCACAAGGAUAAAAGUGCAACACGAGCUCACAGCGCAUCCGCCGCGCAUCUGCGGUGCCGCGGCAGAUGGGGGGAGGAAAAGUCCCUUUUCAGGCGAGGUAGUGAAACGCAUAUUCUGCCAUGGCAAACGCAGAGUGAGGAGGCUGAGGUGUACGAUGGUGGUGCGGAUCCCGCUCAGGAGAGUGCCCCCAUUCCUUUUACGCCUCCGUUCCGUCAGGCCAAACUUAUCGACGUCCAUCGCCUCCACAAGGAGCGCUACACCACACAUGUGUGGUUCAUUGAUCACUUUAAGAGCACCAUUGAGUGUGCCACAAGUGCACCCGCGGAGGAGGACCCCCACCUGCGUCGCCGUGGUUACAUCCGCUCUGCCAUGUACCAAAGCUACGAGCUGCUGCACGUGGCCCGCUCCGACGCCUGCCCGGGAAAAACUAAGGCGCAUGAGCGGAAAAGCAAGCAUAGCGCCGUGACUUUGGUGUCACGGCCCGUGUACGGGGUCACCAUUGUCUUCUAUCGCACUCAGUGCAUUGUCUAUAACGAUUACUUUGUGGAUAUGCGAGAGCGGGAGCGCUUUAUGGAGUGUGUCGCUGCAUUGCGACCGACGGUGCGUGUUUUUGCACCCGCCCUUACGGCGGUUGUCGUGUCGAAGGAGGAUGUGGAAGACUCCACGUUGAAGGCGUCAUCUCCCAAGCCGCACGGUGUACGGCGACCGUCGUGCCUUGAAGAGGUCAGCCUGCGUGCGGUGAUGCCAACAUCCUCGCCUGCUUCAGCUGCACUCUUUUGGUCGGCGGUUCUGCAGCAUCUGCACGAGGACGGCGUCAUGACGUCAACGACGGGGACGCGGCAGCACCAGCAAUGGCUUCAGCGUCAAAGCAACUCCCAUGGGGUAUCGUGGAAUGUGAUGGUUGACGCCCGCCUUGCAAACAGUAGCGAGUACAUGGCGAAGCGGGUGCAAGGCCUUUCCCCGUUUGCCUCAGGCGAGGCUGUGAAGGCGGGGGAAGAAAGGAAGACAACGACAAGGCGGCUGCAAGACUACCAGGCCGCGCUCCCGUGCACGCCUGCCAGUGGAUUGCACCAGGAAGCGAAGGAGGGAACGGAGAGGUUUACGGUGAGGCUUGAGGGUGUCUGUGGACUCCACCUCAGUGGAGAGGCAACUGUGCCGCUCACCGUAUGGACGGGUACAAUCAACCUCGACGGGAUGCCCAUGGAGAAUCCAGCGUCGUUGCGUGAGUGGCUUGACACGCUGGCUCCUCACUGGUCCAUGGACCACGCGUCGGGCGGAGAGAAGACGACUGUGCACCACGUGAAGGAAGAAGGGGUGGAUGACAAUGGGAAUGAGAAGAGUUUGCGGGGGAGCGGGGCAGAGAGACUUGGACGGAAAGGCCGACAUCAGUGUGGGGAAACGUCCGCGUCGACGCGGGCCAAUGUGGAACAUGGACGAGACGGGGCCUGUCCACAACCGGACAAAAAAAAACUGCCGUCAAGGAUGUUGUUUGACAUCGUGGCACUCACCGCACAAGAGGUGUCGUUUUACCCCACACCCGAUAACUAUAUCGCCUAUGCGCAGGAGUGGUUUGAGCAGCAGAGUUACGUUCCCAUCGCCGUUGCCUCGUUAAAUACGGCCGUGGUGCUGCUUGUUUUUGCACGACGACAUGUCGCAUGUCUCUGUGGGGCAGUCCGCACGAGGCUGAUUCCACUCACGUUUACUGCGUUAAACGGUAAACAUGGGGCGGUGCUGGUGUCUGUAGAGGUGGGGCAAUCCCCUGUCUGCUUUCUUGCGGUGCAUUUCCCUGCAAUGGCGUCUCACACAACUCUCUCGCCUCUUGUGUUGGCGACGUACUGUGCGUUUAUUGAGGAGGUGCUCACUCUCAUCCCCGGCGGCGCGCACGGAAGCCUGCUGCAGUUGGCGUCCAUCAGCAACGCAGGUGCGGACCACAGCGGCAAGACGACGGCGAAUGGCGGGGCAGAAGCUGAGGGGCCUGUUCAGGAACUUCGCACGCUGCGUCGACAAACUUCCACGGUGGAUGGGCUGGAGUUCUACGACCAUGUCUUUUUGAUGGGUCACUGGGGCACGCCGCUGCUCCUCGAUUCACUACAGCCUGAGCCACGGAGAGCAGCGGCGGCGCCAUCUGUGGGCAUGGGUGCGAGAAGAACGGAGGAAGGAACUUCCUGCGGUGGUUCAUCGUCAUUUCUUGUGGAAUUUUUCAAGCGUAUGCGAUGUGCUCUUGCCGAGGAAGGAGGCAAGAAACACAAGGGAAAUGGCAUCGUGGGGAAGGCCCCGGGAAAGCAGAAGGAAAGUCAUGAACGUCUCUCCCGUGGGUCUCUGCCUGUUAUCCACGAGUUGAUGCGAGGACAUGAUGUUUUGACGGCACUACGCGCGAACGCUUUGCUGCUCUCGCGGGGAUGCGGUGUGUUGGAGCCCUUGCCACUAUUUACCCCCUCCUUCAGCGUGGAACCGGGGACAAUGCGGUACACCCUACAGUUUCUUUCCAACGCGGCUGAGGCUGAAGCGGCGGACAAAGACAGAAAAGGCAAGCACCUUAACGAAACAAAAAAAGCCGUGGUGGCCGAUGGGGUAUUUCUGGCGUACCCGUCACGGGUUUUAUACAAGCAGCGGCCCAACAGGCGUCUGCACCAUUGGCAGGUGACGCCGCGGGCAUACGGCAGUGUUCCGCUCUUGUUCCCGGGGUUCCCACGAGUUGUCAAGUUGCGUGAGGCAUACGCACACAUGGCGCCGCGCUGCCCCCAGCAGGCGGUGAAACUGCCCAGAAAACGCGAGUGUAACGCAUUGAAGCAGGUCGAGAAUAUUCUGCUCUCCGCGUAUUUGCCGGUUUCCGCCGUGUUCUCGCUGCAUGUGUUACGACCCUCACUUGGGGGCGUGUUGUGGGGGCGCGAGGCAGCAGCGCAACCGGGGAAAACACAGAGUUGGUGGCUGCGUCUGCGUCGCCUGGCGAUGCAGUUGCCUGAGCACUGCGACACCGCCACCCCACCCACGCGGGAGGGUCGCCACCUCGCUAUUGUUGUGCAGUUUGUGCCCUUUCUCGCUUCUCCAAUCGUCAUUAUCGCACGUGAACGGGCGCCCGUGGACGGUGUCACUGCGGUUUUGCUUUAUCGUCAAACAAAGUCAUGCAUGCAUCCAGUGAAGGCAACGCCGCAGUCCGCGCCAAGGUGUAUCAUCGGCGACUACGCCGUGGAGCCACCGUUGCCGUUAACAUCGUCGCCACCAUCACCGUGCCCCUCGUCAUACCCAAACGCCGCGGUGGGAGCCGCGCUCAAACCAUUGGCGGGCGAAGCAGCAGGUGCAGUUGCCGAGAUUGAGUUGCUGCCACACCACGCCGUGGUUCUCGCCCAUGCCAGGAUGCUUAUCUCUAUCUUUGACUGCAGCGCCAGCGUGGAGAAAGGCGACAAGGGUGAGGCGCAUCUUGUUGGGUCUGCAACGCUGCCGAUUAUUGACAUCAUACUUGCCUCAGUGGAGCAGUGCGACAGCCGUCACUCUAGCGGUGUCACGCAACGAAUGAAGGGUGGAACGACUGUGGUGCAAAACGUUGAGUUGCCGCCACUAGAGUUGCCGUUGCAUCGCUGUGGCCAGCGUGUAGGCACGUUGUGCAUUGCAUGUUCACCGCUCAUGUGCAUCGCCAACGUUCCCGUCGAGGGGGAUUUGUUGUAA